CGUUCGUCGAGGCUGCAAACGCUGCCUUUAGCAUUAAUUUAGGUGCAAUACUGCCUAGGAAAUGUGAAUAAUACAACAUCUCAGCAAACGUGUUUAUAGAGCUGUUCAUCAAGUGUUUAGAAAAUCGAUUAAUUGAUCUCUUCUAAAGGCAUACGGAACUUACAUAAAACCAGGUUCAGGCCUUAGUAACCUCCUACAAGCAGAGCACCUCAUGGCUCCGUCUAAGAAACCAUUGUCCCAUAAAGAGAUUUGGGAUGAUUCGGCCCUCAUAGACUCGUGGAACGACGCGCUAAAGGAAUAUGAGAAAUAUCACAGUAUCCACAGGAAUGGAGGCAACGUGGAAGACCUUCUAAAGUCCGACGACGAAACAACUCCGGAUGCCAAGAACGAGACUGAAAAGGCUCAUCCCCUCGAAGCUGAUUCCGAAAUGGGAGUUGAAGCUACCAAUGGAAGACAAGAGAGCGGAACGUCGACUUCCCAGCACAGCCAUCCGCUUGGUGGAGGUCCCGGUCCCGGAGGGCUGCUAGGUUCAGUGCGCGACGAAGGCCUCAAGAGACUAUUGAUGUCGUGGUAUUAUGCAGGCUACUACACAGGCUUUUACGAAGGCCAGCAGAGCCAGCAGAACCAGACUCAGCAACAAGCAUCUGAAUAGAGGCGAGCGGGAAACUUUAGAGAUCUCAUAACUUUAAUCCCGAAUCUAUGUAGUUAAAAUCGUUGAUGGGAAUUCUUCGUGAGAUGGACUUGACAGGCAGGGAUCUGUAACGUUAGAUGUUACAGGCUCUUGUGACGGCGAUAACGUCACAUACAUAGCUUAAAUUCUGCCGCUAUGCGACGAAUUAUGCACCAGUCUCCAUCCAUAAGGAAUAGUACAACAUGAUACUACAGAUUACAGAAUGUCGAUUGGAGGAGCAAGGCGAAGAAACAAAUUUGAGGCUACCAUUACGCUCUUGAUGAAGAUCAUGGUCUGAUUUCUCCUUACUUUGGGGUUGCGAUUAUCAGCCUAGCCAUGAAAUGCUCGUUUUUUUAUAGCGUUAUUGAGAGGGAACAUCUUGUUGAUACU
Messenger RNA from Daldinia vernicosa, 1060 nucleotides. RefSeq lists its product as uncharacterized. Lineage: Eukaryota; Fungi; Ascomycota; Sordariomycetes; Xylariales; Hypoxylaceae. The coding region runs from base 212 to 652 and encodes 146 amino acids. The transcript is spliced from 5 exons. The record is from RefSeq and is a predicted model, not a curated record.